Centropristis striata (black sea bass) is the source of this 674-nucleotide messenger RNA. Its product is annotated as cytochrome c oxidase assembly factor 5. The transcript is spliced from 3 exons. Gene Ontology annotation, cellular component: mitochondrion. The record is from RefSeq and is a predicted model, not a curated record. Lineage: Eukaryota; Metazoa; Chordata; Actinopteri; Perciformes; Serranidae. The coding region runs from base 139 to 366 and encodes 75 amino acids. Gene Ontology annotation, biological process: mitochondrial respiratory chain complex IV assembly.
CGUUUUCCCAUCAUGCAGUUUCAGAAACAUGGUGGCUGAUAGCUUUCACAACAUAGGUGUCACUGGUGUUAUCUAGCACAUUCUUGCACUUAUUAAUUAAUCAAUACGGGAAUAUUGGUGUUAAUUGGAUUCUACACAAUGCCGAAAUAUUACGAGGAUAAAGAAGAAGAUACCAGAGCCUGUGCAGGUAUCAGAGAGGACUUCAAGGCUUGUCUCCUUCAGCACGACUGCGUGCUAAAGGAGGGGAAGAUGCCCAGUGAGUGUUUGAAGGAAGGCCACUGCAAAGCCCUGCAGACAUCCUUCUUUGAGUGCAAGAGGUCAAUGCUGGACACGAGGUCGAGGUUCAGAGGAAGGAAAGGAUAUUGAGGAACCAUCUGAACACCAAUUAUGGCUUGGCUAUGAAAUACUUGUAAAGUACUGAAAUCAUUCAUCUGCACUACUCACGUGUCAGUGAAAGCCACGCCCUCAUCUGAAGGACACGUGUCGAGAAAAUGAGCAGCAAAGGACUCUAAAAUAUUAAAGAACAAUGUCCACUGACGCACAAAAGGAUUACCAACUCAUCAGCAGUAGGGGUGCUGAAAAAGAGCUGGCUGGAGCUUUCUAUGGAUGAAUGACUGUGUGUGCUGUGCUAUUAGAGACUUGAUGUGAUGAAAUAAUUAAUAAACUGCAUAAAA